CUUGGAUUUUGCCUUUCGCAUCAUCUUCAUCUUUUGCCAUCUCACGCCCACUGUAAGCUGGAAGACGCUCGCAAAUUGCGAUUCAUCGUCGAAGUUCACGUAAGACUGAUCGACGUCAUCACUUAACUCCUGUGCCGAAGCAUCUCGGAGUUAAGCCAAAACAUAAGAAAUCUCGUCUUUGACGAGCGCACCUUAAAAUUUAGUUUCCUCAACAUUUCAAAAUGUCUCCCGCUUCCGUAUUUGCGUCUGGCAGAACUGCACUUAUUACCGGCGGAGCCAACGGAAUUGGCUUUGCCGUUGCACAGCUUUGUCGCAAGCACCAGAUGAAAGUGAGCAUAGUGGACAGCAACCCAGAGUACAUCAAGCAUGCAAAAACGAAGUUGGAAGACGCAGACUAUUAUGAAAUGGACGUUACGAGUCCAGAGGCGUGGAGCGAGUUGAAAACAAAAAUUGGCGGGGCGCCAGACUUUCUCAUGCUGAAUUCUGGCAUUGGCUUGAAGGGCACCUACGGCGACUCGGAGUAUUUCCGUAAGAUCUUUGAUGUCAACUUCUUUGGCGUGGUGAAUGGCUUAAACACGUUCGUUCCUAGCAUAUCAUCAGAGAAGAAGCCAGUGGCCAUUGUAAUUACCGGUUCAAAGCAGGGUAUUACAAAUCCUCCAGGGAAUGUUGCCUACAAUGCAUCCAAGUCCGCCGUGAAGACUCUGGCAGAGCAUUUGUCAUGGGACCUCCGUGAUACAGGAACGAGUGUACAUCUCUUGGUCCCCGGAUGGACAUACACUGGGCUUAGCGGCAACACUCCAGGGACGAGCAAAGAAAAGCCUGAGGGCGCGUGGUGGCCUGACCAGGUCGCCGACUACCUUUACCAAAAGAUGAGCGAGGGUAAAUUCUACGUCAUUUGUCCCGACAACGACGUCUCGGAGGAGACCGAUCGUAAACGCAUGGCCUGGGCUACUGGAGAUAUCAUUGAGGGAAGGCUGCCUCUUUCGCGCUGGAGGACCGAGUACAAGGAGGAGGUCCAGAAGGCGUUGGGCUGAUGAAACCUACGUAACAUAUCAAAUAUCAAGUCUAUUGGGCCUCAAUCGGCUGCGGUGUCAACCAAGUUAAAAGUCAAAACUUCUAUGGUUUAAUCAUAUCCAUUAAAGUAACCGUGAAACGCAUAUCCAUUACGCAAUGGAUGGUUGAGUAUAAAAAUAGUGUAACUCAAGGCUUAUAGGGAACUGCUCGCUUCUACAAUUUUAUUAAUUUAAUUUUAUUUCUUGAG
Messenger RNA from Verruconis gallopava, 1261 nucleotides. RefSeq lists its product as uncharacterized. Gene Ontology annotation, cellular component: intracellular anatomical structure. Gene Ontology annotation, molecular function: oxidoreductase activity, acting on NAD(P)H, oxygen as acceptor. Bases 222 to 1034 code for a protein of 270 amino acids. The transcript has 6 exons. The record is from RefSeq and is a predicted model, not a curated record. NCBI's taxonomy places the organism in Eukaryota, Fungi, Ascomycota, Dothideomycetes, Venturiales, Sympoventuriaceae.